AUGGCUCGACGCCCCAUCAUUGCAGUCGCCGGCCUCGCCUGCGAGACAUCAACCUUCACUCCAUCACGCACUCUAGCCCCCGCAUUUCACCCCAAAAGAGGCGACGAGAUUAUCCAGCGGUACCACUUCCUCCACGAUGACCAGCCAGUUGGUCGAGAUGCAGAGUGGAAGGGUGCGCUGAUAGGACACGCCCUCCCAGGAGGAGUAGUAACCCGCGAUGGAUUCGAAACGUUAACAGCCGAGAUCUUGACCCGGCUCCAGGGCAUUGUUUCGCAGGGCAAAAUAGACGGGCUGUGGUUUGACAUCCACGGCGCAAUGGUUGUAGAGGGGAUGGAUGACAUUGAAGCAGAGCUGCUGCGACGAAUUCGCCAUGUCAUUGGCCCCGAUGUCAUUGUCUCGGCAUCGAUGGAUCUUCAUGGCAAUGUUUCCAGGGAACUAGCUCACAUGUGUGACCUGAUUACUUGUUAUCGAAUGGCGCCCCAUGAAGAUGCCCUGGACACAAAGGAGCGGGCGUGCCGAAACCUAAUUGACGUGUUGACGUCGAAACCACCCGGCACAAGACCGCUGAAAGCCUGGAUUCCCAUCCCCAUCUUACUACCAGGAGAGCAAACUUCCACGCGUAUCGAGCCAGCAAAGCAUAUAUACGCCGCUGUUCCAGACGUCGAAGCAAUGGACGGCAUCAUCGACGCAGCAAUAUGGGUGGGCUACGCCUGGGCAGACGAGCCUCGAAACCGAGCCAUCAUCAUGGUCACAGGGUGGGACAAAGACACGAUCGCCAAGGGAGCAGAACGACUAGCAAACUUGUUCUGGGAUGCGCACGCUGAUUUCAAAUUCGUAGCACCCACCGGCUCCUACGCAGAGUGUCUCGAUGCAGCUGUUAAAUCACCCCCCGAGCAAAGACCAUACUUCAUUUCUGACUCUGGCGAUAACCCUACGGCCGGUGGCUCAGGCGACGUAACCUGGGGAUUGACACAGCUCCUCAAGCGUCCCGAGUUCAAGGCCCCUGAUUCAGGCUACACAGUCAUAUACGCCAGUGUCCCGGGACCAGAAGCCAUCGCCACGGCUGUGAAGGCAGGUAUCGGCGCGACCGUCACGGUAACUGCGGGCGCAGAGGUCGACAACAUUCACGCACCGCCCAUCACGAUGACCGGCAAAGUCCACUCCAUCAAGCAUGGUGAUCGGGAUGCUGUGACGGAGGUCGUCCUGCAGGUUGGCUGUGUGUUUGCCAUUCUGACAAAGUUGCGGAAGCCGUAUCACAAGGAACGCGACUUUACGGAGCUGAAUCUUAAGCCGCGGGAGGCGGAUGUUGUUAUCGUGAAGAUUGGGUACUUGGAGCCGGAGCUCUACGACAUGUCCAAGGGGUGGAUGUUGGCUUUGACACCUGGGGGUGUUGACCAGGAUCUGGAGAGGUUGGGGCACCAUAGGAUUCGGAGGCCGAUGUGGCCGUUUGACAAGACGUUUGAGAAGGAGCCUGAUUUGAAGACGAGGUGGAUUUCUGCAUCUAAUGAGGCUUUAGACGGACCUGAUGAGUAG
Pochonia chlamydosporia 170 is the source of this 1533-nucleotide messenger RNA. RefSeq names its product microcystin LR degradation protein MlrC. Bases 1 to 1533 code for a protein of 510 amino acids. Lineage: Eukaryota; Fungi; Ascomycota; Sordariomycetes; Hypocreales; Clavicipitaceae. The record is from RefSeq and is a predicted model, not a curated record. The transcript has a single exon.